AUGCGUGCGCCGGCGGGGAGGAGGCGGGGCUCCCAGCCUCGCGACGAGGCCGCUCACUUUGUCAUGAGCGAUUUUGCGCCAAGCAACGACCACGCCAUGCUGCUCCAUGGCCAUGGCCGCGACGAAUCCAAGAUCUACCCAGGCCAUCGGGCCGUGUUCUCGGCAAAUCCAAGAGCCGUACAGGGUGGUGGCGCCAACGAAUCACCACGCCAAACGAGGAAUUCAUGUGCACAAGCAAUUUGGAAGAACGACGCUGCUCUCCUCCCGAUGAGUGCAGAGGCAAAACUCUUCUCCCCCGACGGAUACGCUGGAAUCCACAACGUUUCAGACAUGAUCUGCUCGCCGGAAUGGGGCCAUACUGUGCGAGCGCAGGACGAUCAGCACAAGAGCAAGGAGAGUGAUCUUCUCCUCUUCGACUGGCCUGAGCUGGAUGACUUGGAGGAUCUCGACACAGACCUGAGAAAACUCGAUUCGGCGUUUGAGUUAGGGAUCGAUUACUUUGAUCACCCGAUGUGGUCCUCCAUUUGCUCGCCGGACGUUCAGCUCGUGCCGAGCAGCCACUCUGACAACCCCCAUCCGUCCAAUGUUGCGAACGAUCAGCAGCUAUCCUGGAAGAAAGGAAAGGACACGCCACUGAACUCGUCUUCCUCCUCCGUGGAGAUCGAGCAUUUCCCAGGGCUGUCAGACGCCGACCUCCUCUGCCCCUUCGACUUCCAUGACAUGCUCGUCCCAACAUCGUCCAGCGUCAUGUGCAACGACGAGAUCAUCAUGUCUUCCUCCGCUGCUCGCUCCAGCAUCAUGUGCAACGACGAGAGCAUCAUGUCUUCCUCCGCUGCUCGCUCCGGGGCAGACGACCUCGUCUCGGCGUACGUUUCGACGAAGAAUAGUCAGCCGCGUGCGACUCCGGACAUGAUCCUGGACGAGAUGGCCGGGAACCCGCUCGAGAUGUACUUCCCUCCGCUGGCCACGUGCGAGCAGCCUCAGGUGCCGAUGAGUGGCACCGCCUCGACGCUCGCCGGCGACGGUGCUCUGAACGGUGCAGCCAUGCACUCUGGCUCCAAUGGGAGGAGGAGCUCGGGCGGGGUGCGUGAGAACGCUCGGCCAUCGUCUGUUCCGGAAGCGGCGCCGGUGCCGGUGAGGCAUCUCGGGUUCCAGAAGCUUCAGGAAGGCAUGAAUCAGUUGGACGUGGGAACCAAGGCGUGCAUCAGAGACGCCCUGUACCGGCUGGCCUACAGCGUGGAGCAGAGGCAUCAGGCAGUGGAACAGAACGUGGGCUCCUCGGCUGCAAACAGGCUCAGCACAUCGAGCGUGUGGGCGGAGACCGAGAGGAGCGCCAUGGAUCGCUCCGUGGCGCAGCUUCUUCUGCAGAAGCCGCUGGAUCGGAGGACGGCGAAUCGUGCCGCGUGA
Messenger RNA from Triticum turgidum subsp. durum (durum wheat), 1407 nucleotides. The record is from the annotation of a GenBank genome assembly. NCBI's taxonomy places the organism in Eukaryota, Viridiplantae, Streptophyta, Magnoliopsida, Poales, Poaceae.